This is a messenger RNA of Trichoderma reesei QM6a, 225 nucleotides long. RefSeq lists its product as uncharacterized. Gene Ontology annotation, biological process: P-body assembly; mRNA splicing, via spliceosome. Lineage: Eukaryota; Fungi; Ascomycota; Sordariomycetes; Hypocreales; Hypocreaceae. The transcript has 3 exons. Gene Ontology annotation, cellular component: U6 snRNP; catalytic step 2 spliceosome; U4/U6 x U5 tri-snRNP complex. Gene Ontology annotation, molecular function: RNA binding. The annotation marks the transcript as partial. The record is from RefSeq and is a predicted model, not a curated record.
GUGGCCGAGCCGCUCGACCUCGUGCGGCUACUGCUGAACGAGGUCGUCUUCGUCAAGCUGCGCGGUGACCGAGAGCUCAAGGGCAAGCUCCACGCCUACGAUAGCCACUGCAACCUGGUACUGGGCGAGGUGGAGGAGACCAUUUACGCCGUGGAUGACGAUGAGGAGGACAGUGACGAGGUCAAGACAAUUAGCAGGAAAUCAGAAAUGCUGUUUGUGAGAGGU